This is a messenger RNA of Mizuhopecten yessoensis (Yesso scallop), 2515 nucleotides long. Its product is annotated as manganese-dependent ADP-ribose/CDP-alcohol diphosphatase-like. The record is from RefSeq and is a predicted model, not a curated record. Gene Ontology annotation, molecular function: ADP-ribose diphosphatase activity; 2',3'-cyclic-nucleotide 2'-phosphodiesterase activity; manganese ion binding. Lineage: Eukaryota; Metazoa; Mollusca; Bivalvia; Pectinida; Pectinidae. Bases 39 to 1040 code for a protein of 333 amino acids. The transcript has 3 exons.
GUGACGUGGCAGUGGAAUUUGUGUGGUGUAUAAGAAGCAUGGCACAGCAUUGCCCAAAAUCACCCAGUAGCUCUAGUGACCCCUUAUGUACAUUCGGUAUCAUUGCUGAUGUCCAGUAUGGCGAUUUGGAGGAGAAGUACAAUUUCCACAAAACUCGACUGAGAAAUUACAGGAAAUCUCUCGAUUUACUUGAACGUGCGGUCACCAACUGGACAGCCGAUGGUGUGGAUUGUGUUCUUCAGCUUGGUGACAUUAUCGACGGUUUCAACAAGCCACAGAAAGCCUCCGAAAGUGCGCUGUCGUCAGUUAUUGAUGUUUUAAACGUGUUUCCGGGUCCGGUUUACCACACGUGGGGUAACCACGAAUUAUGCAACUUCACACAGGAAGAACUCAUGAAAUCCGUUCUGUUCAGUGGUAGCAUGCCUCAGUGCGCAUGCCCAGAGGGAAAGUCCUAUUAUUCUUUCAACCUACACCGGAAGUUGAAAGUUGUGGUGCUGAAUUGUUAUGAAAUAAGCAUGCUGGGACUACCAGAAGACUCUGCCGAGUACAAACAAGCCAACGAACUUAUUCUAAAGCAUAAUCCAAAUAAGAGUUUAUGCAACCCAGAUGGAUUAGAUGGAACAAGACGUCGGUUCGUCAAAUUGAAUGGACUGGUGUCCGAUUCUCAACUGGAAUGGCUGAAGGAAACCCUACAAAGAGCUACUGAAGAACAAGAAAACGUGAUCAUAAUGGGUCACGUCCCUAUCUGUGAACAGAGUGCAGACGGCAUGUUUCUAUGUUUGAACUACACAGAAAUCAUGGCAACAAUAUCUACAUACAACACGUGCGUUCUCUGCUACUUUGCUGGCCAUUAUCACGAGGGCGGAAGUCAUGUUGACAGUUCCGGUAUACUGCACGUGACAUUUGCCGGGAUAAUAGAAAGUCAAGAAAUGGACGCCUAUGCAACAGCAUACCUUUACAACGACCGACUUGUCAUACAAGGCAAGGGAAGUUACUCUUCCUACGAAACAAAACUCAAAUUUCCUUGCAACAAUGUAUAGCUCUAGAACUGUGAAUAUACUUUACAAACAAUGUAUAGCUCUAGAUCUGUGAAUAUACUUUACAAACAAUGUAUAGCUCUAGAUCUGUGAAUAUACUUUACUAACACCGAGUAAUGUUGAACAACCGAUUAAGUGUAAAUUUUACAAAUGAGAUACUUUCAAACCUGUAUUAAGAGAUCACCUUUAGGAAGUUUAACAAAUUGUCGUUUAAUACAAGUGUUCUCUUAAUACAGGUUCCUUAAUAGUUGAAUCACUACAAGGAACAUGUCCGGUGUUCUCUUAACACGGGUUGUCUCUUAAUAUAGAUUCUUUUAAAAUAAAAUCAUUACAAUGGGGAACUUUUAAAGUUGUUUCUAAACACAGGUGGUCCCUUAAUGGAGUUGGUCACAUAAACAGGUUUGACUGUACAGUGUAUACGGUUUUAUGGUCAAUACAUAAGUUUUAUAUUUUUCUAUCGUGAUAAAAAAAAUACUGUUGUUAUUUAUAGCAAACUACUCAAGCAAAGCAUUUGUAUAUAUAGUAUAAAAAAAUAUAGGAAAAUAUUACUUGGUUUUAGACGUUAUGUCAUAAUCGUAUAGUCUGGCACACAGUCGUUUGACGCGCUAUCGACGAGAAGGCCAGUCGGCGAAUUCAAAACAGUGACAGCUGUCACUCACAAAAUGUUAUUUGUGACGGAGCUAUAUUUUAAUACGUGUGUGACCAUAUUUUGAAGUCUACAUAAACUUGCCAACUUAGUCUUGUUUUGUUUUUGAAUUGUAUGCCAAAUCUCCUAUUUGCCGAGUCUUGUCAUUUUUGUUGAAUGUGAACUAAGCGCUCAAGUUUGACCCACCUUUUUCGAUUUUUCAAAUAACAAUGUAACCUUGUCAAAUAUGUAUGUUUGAAUGUACUUUUUAAGAUAUUUUGGAUUUUGCCGCGCGAUUUCUAACUCAUGAAAUUUUGAAAGGAAUAUAUGUAUACCAUACUUUAUUACAAAUGUAACAUUGUUUCAUGUUUACUGAACUGCCAAAUAUAUCUCAAUGUUUUACAUGUAUAGUGAUGUUCAGUCCUAUAAAAGUCAGAUAUUUCAAAAUAUUUUGAACAUUGGUAAUCAGCCAUACAUUCGUCUCGAUACUAUUCUGUGGUGAGAUGCAGAUCUUCGGUUCCAAACAAAUGUCGAUAUUUUACUUGCUGUACAGCUGUUCAUAAAGUGAACAAAAGGGAUUAAACCCAAAAUCGCAUACAACUUUACAACCUAAACAUUUCAAGGUCCCUCCUAUUCCCCUUUCCGCCCUCCUCCUUAGCAUUUUGCUGUUUUUUUGUUUUUUGAUAUUAUAAAAUUAUAAUGAGUAUAUGUUUAAACAUUGCAUCAAAGUGUUAUAUGAAAUUAUUGUAUAUUGUAUUAUUGGAGUAAGAUCUAUUUUGUUGUGAGAAGUUGUGCUCAAAUCCCUAUUGUUUUCAAUAAAAUAUUUGUUACCUCUUUAAUGUACUGCCAUCUC